Rhagoletis zephyria (snowberry fruit fly) is the source of this 2951-nucleotide messenger RNA. RefSeq names its product protein jim lovell-like. Gene Ontology annotation, cellular component: nucleus. Lineage: Eukaryota; Metazoa; Arthropoda; Insecta; Diptera; Tephritidae. Gene Ontology annotation, biological process: regulation of transcription by RNA polymerase II. The record is from RefSeq and is a predicted model, not a curated record. Gene Ontology annotation, molecular function: protein binding.
UAAACAAAAACAGAGAACAAAAUGUGAUAACGAAAAAAUAAACAAUAAAUUGUGCAAUAAAAUAUAAGGAUCGCAACAAGCGAACUGGAGUGCUGUACCAAACGACGCAAAAGUGAGACCAAAAAGGUACUAAUAUUUAGCGUUAAACAAAAUAACAGCAAAAAUUAUUUGGAAUUACAUACAGGAUAUGCUAGUCGGAUUGGCUGUCGAAAAGUACACAACGACUGCUUCAAAUUCAAAUUCAGUCGACGAGCCGCUCAGCAGACCUGCGCCAGCGAAAAUGGAAAUAGCAAGUCAGCUGUAGAGUAAACAGCGACAACGCAAACAAAAAAUACAAAUCACUACAACCGGCAACAACAAUCACAGCUCAAAAGAGGCUCCUUACAUUUUUCGCAUCGUUCGGCAGUUACGUGUAGGUGUACCACGUGACGCUGCUACCGCUCCUGCACCACCGCUUUCGAGACAUUCGUCACAGCAUUCGAGUAUUUCACGUGUCAGAAAGCAUAGAUUUACCCGGCUGAAUGUUAAAGGAACCGGUAGACGUUGUUAAAAGACGCAAAUUGUCGUUGUCGCAGACGCAUAGCAUUGCGUCGACAGCCACGCCAGCGUCUAUGGACAGCACAUCGGUUGCCACCACGACGCCGCCAAAUACACCGCCUACACCACCGCUCAACAUGAUAAUGACCACAGCACGUAGUCAUCAAAAUAUAAGCAACACCAGCAGCAGCAACAACAGCAGUAGCAGUAAUAAUGUCUGCGGUACGGGCAACACAACUUGUACACUGGUGGCCGCCAGUUCAGCGCCCACACUCGCGACCACUACAAUGGCUAGCUCACUGUUGAGCACCGGCAGCCAGCACACACCCUCAUCGAAUAGCGCUACUGCUACUGCUGCCGCAGCCGUUGCUGCUGCAGUGGCUGCUGUUGCAGCCGCCAGUACCAACUCCGCAACACCCGCCAACGGCGUCACCAGUAGCGCCGUACAAGAUCACUACAGCCUGCGUUGGAAUAAUCAUCAAAAUCAUAUAUUGCGCGCUUUUGACGCACUCCUGCAGACCAAAACUCUGGUAGAUGUGACGCUGGUGUGCGCCGAGACAAGCAUACACGCGCACAAAAUGGUGCUCUCAGCGUGUUCGCCCUUCUUUCAGCGCGUGUUCGCCGAGACGCCGUGCAAGCAUCCGGUUAUUGUGCUCAAGGACUUUCAGGGUUGGGUGGUGCAAGCCAUCGUAGAUUUCAUGUAUCGUGGUGAGAUCAGCGUACCGCAGGAGCGUCUUCAGACCCUCAUUCAGGCGGGUGAAUCUCUGCAGGUGCGCGGUUUGGUCGAGAGUUCAGUGCCAGAGCAUACACCGACACCAGCCGCAUCCCCGGAUGGCUUCGGUAUGAUCGAUACGUCGCUGAUGUCGCCUGAGCUUGAGCGUUGUUCAAGCUUUGAUGAUGAGUCACCAUCGAUGGUUACGGCCGGCUCUAAGGUGAUAUUGCCAUCGAGACUAUUCGGUUCAACAGCACGGCGGGAGCGCGAGCGUGAACGCAAGCGGGAACGUGCACUCGAGCGUGAGCUAGAAAGAGAAAUAGAAAGUGACCAAGACCUGCCGUUAGAUACGAGCAUCAACUCAGACAUUUGUACUUCUCCCAUGCCAAGACGUAAGCAAGCGCGUCCGCGUCGACGCUCUGGUGAUCUACCACUCGAAAUGCCAAGCAAACCAGCUACGCCUGCACCCGUGGAGGAACCACCGCAAGCUGAAUCCCUGCCCCUGUCGCUGGAUGAGCAAUUGGAGAAGGCGCAUGCGGAGCGCUUAGAAGCUUUAAAGACUGUGAUUAAAACUGAGCUGACCGAGCCAAUGGACGAAGACGAGGGUGCUCGUCGUGAUGAUAGCGGAAACGGCAAUGACAGUCACCAAGAUAACAAUGAAACCCAAGAUAAGCCCGCAAGCACGUUUCAAUCAAGUGAAGAACCCCAGCAUAAUAAUCCACGCACGGAUGUGGCACUUUCACCAGAGCCACUGAAUGCGCAUAGUUCGAUGGACAUUGAAAAUGAGGAACAGGAACAGGAAGAUGAAAAUGAUAAUGACAAUGACAAUGACAAUGAUAUUGAGCAAGAAAACGAUGAUGAGCAAAUACCAGAUGCGGAAGAUAUCGAGGAACUUAUCAACGCCACCAAUGAAUUGCGUCGCAAAUCGAUGUCGAAUCUCUCGGAUGGCCCAGAGGAUCUCUGUACAACGAAGAAGGAUAAAAACGAUAUGAAUGGCAGUCACUCGGCUAAUGAAGUUGACGCGAGUCCUGCGAACAAUAACAAUAACAAUAAUAAAUUAAACAACAACAAUCGCAUUGUAUUGUCGCUAAAGGACAUACGCCAAUUAAAUAAACCAUCUUCUUCCUCCACCCCCAACUCAUCGAAUAACAUGCACCCUUUUGCGACGGCCAGCCUCCGAGAUCUGCGGCUAGAUCGCGCCGUCAGCGCAGCAGCCGAGAAUCAAUGCAAAAUGGAUGCACUAGAGGCGCAGAUGCACGCGGCUGCAGCAGCAGCAGCGGCGGCAGCAGCCAGUGGCGAGAAUCCAUUCCAACACAUGGAACAUCAGAUGGAUCUGUCUUUAGCGGCGGCCGCAGCAGCAGCCGCUGUUUCGCAUCAACAGUCACGUGAACGUGAUCAGGCAAUGCAACGUGAACAACGUGAGUUCCAAGAACACCACAACGCCUAUGCAAAUAGCAUACUGGGGCAAAUGGGUAUGCCCGGUAUGUCACCGUUCGGACCGCCAGGUGGGCCUGUGGGGCCAGCACCGCAUGAACGCCUCGAAGAGAGCAUGAAUCGAUUGAGCAAGGAAUUCGGGCCUAGCUCGCCUAUGAGCCUGCCAUCGCAUUUCAAUCCACCUGAUGGGCCACCACAUCCCCCUUCACCGCUGCAAUUUCCGGGUAUGUCAUCUGCGUUGGCGCUCACGCCACCACACAGUGAGUAA